AUGCGACGCUCUUUGGUUCGACUGGCAGCAGCGGUAUCCCUUGGAACUAGAAUAAAGAAAAAAGGGUCUAGUGCAGAAAUGAGCAAAAUUCAGCUCGAUACAAGUAAGGCAGGACUUUCUGGUGUAAAUAAAAAACAUGUAAAUGCGAUUAUUGAAGAGUGUUCCAAAAAUUCUGCUUUUUAUAAAAAUGAGAAAAGAAUGGAAGCUGAACGGAAACGACGUAAUACAGAACUUUUGGAAAAAGCCAAACAAUACCGACUUCUCCCAUUGGCUGAAAAGAAAACUAUCAUUGAAGAAGUGGAUCAGGUGGAAGAGGAGCUAGAAGCUGGUCGUCACUUUGGAAAUUAUGUGCAUGUGGACAUGGACAUGUUCUACGCUGCUGUGGAGAUGAAGAAGAACCCGUCGCUGGCGUCUGUGCCGCUCGGCGUUGGCAGCGCGGCGAUGUUGUCGACGACGAACUACGCGGCGCGGCGCCACGGUGUGCGCUCCGGCAUGCCGGGCUUCGUUGGCCGGCGGCUCUGCCCGGCGCUCGUCGUUGUGCCGCCCGACUUCCCCGCCUACCGCGCGGAGGCCGCCGCCGUCCGCCGCCUCGCCGCCGCCUACGACCCGCACUUCACGAGCGUCGGCCUCGACGAGCUCACGAUGGAGGUCAGCGCACACCUGCAGGGGGCGGGCAGCCGCAGUCCACUCACAGCCGCAGACAUCGCAGCAGAGUUCCGCGCCCGCGUGUUUGCAGAGACACAGCUGACGGCAAGCGCAGGCAUCGCCCCCACUGCAACCCUCGCAAAGAUCGCAAGUAACUAUAAUAAACCUAAUGGACAACAUGACCUCCAACUACAUACACGUGAGGAGGUAAUUGCUUUUAUGAAAGAUUUGCCAGUACGAAAGGUGCCUGGUAUUGGUCCAGUUCAAGAACGUGUUCUGGCUUCUUUGGGUAUUCGCACUUGUGGUGCUAUUUUACGUCAAAAAUAUAAGUUGCGAUUUCUCUUUCCGUAUAAGACCUUUAGGUUUUAUCUUUCAGCUGGUCUUGGUCUAGCGACUAGCAGUGCAGAUCGUUUACGAAUGGAUCGGUCGCAAAAAACGAUUGGGCAUGAAGUUACUUUUAGGCGUAAGUUAAAGAGUGAAAAAGAACUACAGCAGAUUGUUAUUAAUUGUCUUGCGCAGACGCAUGAUAAACUUUUAAAACGACGUGAGUCUGCUCAACUUAUUUCACUGCAUAUGAAGCGACGUUCAUUUGAAAAUCACCAAUAUAAUGUUACUUUAGAAGCUCCUACUAAUGAUUUUUCAUUACUUUGGCAAGGAACGCUGAAACUACUUCAACCACAUUUAGAAAAGUUUGAUGACUUUCGUCUUGCUGGAGUCCGAUUAGGAAAAUUGAAGACUCUCCCUCGGCGGCAACGGUUGUCUAAAAAUGGAAGUCUGGCAUCUGAGUUUGAUAUUCAGAUUGAACUUCCUUCCUUUGGAAAAGACAAAAAGAAAAUAAAACGUGAGGAUGCUUCAUUGUUGUUUUUGGAAAAGAAACGGAUUUGUUUUUCUGUAUAA
Trypanosoma theileri is the source of this 1542-nucleotide messenger RNA. RefSeq names its product DNA polymerase kappa. Gene Ontology annotation, molecular function: damaged DNA binding; DNA-directed DNA polymerase activity. The record is from RefSeq and is a predicted model, not a curated record. The transcript has a single exon. Gene Ontology annotation, cellular component: nucleus. Gene Ontology annotation, biological process: error-prone translesion synthesis. Lineage: Eukaryota; Euglenozoa; Kinetoplastea; Trypanosomatida; Trypanosomatidae. The coding region runs from base 1 to 1542 and encodes 513 amino acids.